This is a messenger RNA of Knipowitschia caucasica, 1944 nucleotides long. The record is from the annotation of a GenBank genome assembly. Lineage: Eukaryota; Metazoa; Chordata; Actinopteri; Gobiiformes; Gobiidae.
AUGCCGAGCAGCACAUCUUUGCUGGAGGCGGAGGAGGGCGAGUCUGAAGCAGUUUCCCCGCCGCUUGUGCACGCGUUCGCCGGUAUGGGCCUCCACCACCACCACCACCACCACCGCCACCACCACCACCGCCACACACCCGAGCAAGAAGCGGACGAAAGCCUCUCCUUUCCCCGCCACAACCAAAACAUACCCCCGGUGUCUCACUUCACAAUGCUUGGUACGGUUCUGGACUUGAAACCACUGCCAUGUUUGCACCGAUCGCCAUCCGAGGACGACGUGCACGAAGCGGGGGAAGAUGAGGACCCACCCGCAGCUUCGGACUGCCCUGGCGGGUCUCUGCUGCUGCUAGCCCAGGCCCAUCGCCAUCAACACACGUCCCCAGUCGACACGGUGCUUCUCUACGCCGGGGAGGAGAACGAAGACCCCGCAAUGCUCCACCAUUGUCCCCCUGGUGCCUUGAUGGCCGGGGAUCCCAGCUACGAGGGCGAGGCGUCGGUGCUAAAUCGCCGAAAAAGCGUCAACACGACUGAAUGUGUGGCUGUCCCGAGCUCCGAGCACGUAGCAGAGAUAGUUGGGAGGCAGGGUUGUAAGAUUAAAGCGCUUCGUGCAAAGACCAAUACCUACAUUAAGACCCCUGUGAGGGGGGAGCAGCCCGUGUUUGUGGUGACCGGACGAAAAGAAGACGUGUUGAUGGCCAAAAGAGAGAUCCUGUCGGCAGCCGAACACUUCUCUCUCAUCAGAGCCUCUCGAAACAAGACUGGACCUCUGGCCGCUGUCACGGGGCCUGGAGCCCCCGCUCUGCCUGGUCAGACCACCAUUCAGGUGAGGGUGCCAUACCGUGUGGUGGGGCUGGUUGUUGGUCCAAAAGGAGCUACAAUCAAACGCAUCCAGCAGCAGACUCACACCUACAUUGUGACUCCAAGUCGGGACAAAGAGCCCGUGUUUGAGGUCACUGGGAUGCCUGAAAAUGUGGACCGCGCCCGGGAGGAGAUAGAAGCUCAUAUCGCCAUGCGCACAGGAAUGUGUGGUCCCAUCGAGUCACCCGGCGUGGAUAACAACGACUUCCAAUUCAACGGCACAGAUGUCAGCUUUGAGGGCUCUCUGACGUCCCAGGGGUUGGGAGAAGGCGGAUGGCUCCAGGCAGGUGCAUCUUCCCCAAGUGCUGGCUCAGUGCUCGCUCUUAGCAUUGACAAUGGCCAACGAAUUAAAAGCAACAGCGUCAAGGUGUCUUCCACUUACCGAAAUGAUAGCUCCAGUUCUUUGGGUAGUGGAUCGAGUUCUGCUGAUUCUUUUCAUAAUGGAAAUCGAGGAUUGGCAGACUUGAGUCCGACUUGCCUUUUCAAUGCUAAUUCCAACAAUAACAACAGUAAUGGCGGAGGGUCAAAUUUCUGGUUCGGAGAAGGCGUUUUGCCUGUGGGGUCUGAAGAUUUGGGGAGCAUUGGGAGCGGAAGUUCGUCCGGAUUUGACCCACUGACCAUAUCCACCACUCCAGCGCCGUUCUCUCCUGCACAAGGCCAAAUAUGGAGUCCAUUUAUGGAUCCAACCGCUCCCCAGACAAUGGAUACUCGCCAAAGCCAGAUGAGUCAGCCUGGCACUCCGCGGCUCUCCCCCUCUCUUUCCGGGCUCGAGGCCCUGGAGCACCCUCAGGCUCAGCGGGUGCAGCGCGGCUCCUUCCCCCUGGAGCCGCGCCUGCCCUCAUCCUCCUCCUCCAGUGACAGCACGGCGUCCUCUGCAUCACCGCCCUCCUCGCUCUCCUGCCGCGCAGCGAGCAGAGAGCUGUGCGUCUGCUGCCUUGAGAGUCAGGUGAUCGCCGCCCUGGUGCCGUGUGGCCAUAACCUCUUCUGUCUCGACUGCGCCGCAAAGAUCUGCCGCAGCGCUGAGCCGGUCUGCCCGGUGUGUCUGUUCCCCGCCACACAGGCCAUUGUCGUCCGCAACAUGUGA